AUGAAUACGGCAGAAGACGGAGUAUUGACUAUAGAAAUUGACGAUUUAUCAGUUUAUGAGAGUAAGGCAAUUGUCGAUGCUUUAAGUUUAAACAAGGACAUAGUUCAUUUCAUCAUGCGGUUAAAGACUAUUUCAAAUGAAUGUUUUCAAAUAAUUAUGAAGUCGUUAAGAACAAAUCGAUUUAUAAAGAAUCUACGUUUUUUUGGUGAACGCGAUAAGUAUUUAAUUCCAGUCUCCGGUUCGAUAGUGGCUGAUGUUCUUCUAGUUAACAAAGAAAUUAAUGCACUCUUCCUUUGCUUAACUACAAUAAAUGACAAUGAUUUUAAAAUAAUAACUGAAGCACUGAAGAGAAAUAUAACUGUUGCUCACCUUUGUAUACUAAAAAAUCCUCAUCUGACUGUCCAGAGUGCUGUUUACUUAAGUGAUCUAAUCAAAUCAACAACGACAUUGAACCAUGUUACAUUUGCCAACAAUUGUAUUGACAGCGAAAGCACUGUUCUAAUUGCGUCUGCAUUAAAAUCAAAUCAAUCGAUAAAGACUAUGAUAAUGAUAGGAGGUAAAAUGUCGGAUGCAUGUGGAAACGCAUUGGGACAAAUGUUAGAACAAAACAAAACUAUCAAGGAAUUAUGGUUGAGUAAUAAUCGGUUAACCGACAUUAGUGCUAAAGCAUUAGCCAAAGGAAUGCGAUCGAAUUCAACAUUAAAGCAGUUUAGGAUCGGUAAAAAUGAGUUUACAGAGACAAGUGAAGGUGGACGAACCUUAAUGGAAGCAGCCAAAGCUAAAGGUGUGAAACUGAAAUGGUAG
Didymodactylos carnosus is the source of this 804-nucleotide messenger RNA. NCBI's taxonomy places the organism in Eukaryota, Metazoa, Rotifera, Eurotatoria, Philodinida, Philodinidae. The record is from the annotation of a GenBank genome assembly.